Clupea harengus (Atlantic herring) is the source of this 5231-nucleotide messenger RNA. RefSeq names its product ATPase family AAA domain containing 2 (gene atad2). Lineage: Eukaryota; Metazoa; Chordata; Actinopteri; Clupeiformes; Clupeidae. The record is from RefSeq and is a predicted model, not a curated record. Gene Ontology annotation, molecular function: ATP hydrolysis activity; ATP binding; chromatin binding. Gene Ontology annotation, cellular component: nucleus. Gene Ontology annotation, biological process: nucleosome disassembly; nucleosome assembly; transcription initiation-coupled chromatin remodeling.
CGUUGGUUUCGAGUGACGUUUGUGGCGCCAGAAAUCAAGCGCUGAGGAGCUAGCGGGAGAGUGUUUUGAAAUGUUUUAGCUAUCUCAGAUUGUUAGUAUUAUGAACUGGCGCCCAUCAGUUCAUGCCGUGUAAUUCGUGACAUUCUCUCAGGUAACGAUAAAGGUGCUAGUAUUCAACAUGGUGAUGUUACGUAGUAGCAGUGGAGGCGCAGAACCAGCGACUGCGAGAAAGAGCGUUGAUAUGGAUUCGAGCGCAGAGUUUCUGUCCUUGCAUCCACCACAGCGAAAGUCGGCGCGGCUAAAGAGGGGCCUUGAUGACAGCUUCAGUAGCGCUGACAGCACCCCGGGAAAUGCUUAUCUUCCUGUGAAAAAAGAAAACAGUUCAGAAGUUAGCAUCAGAACAAGAGGCCAGAGAGGAAAGAACGGUGUGUCCUUUGCAGAUAUGAAUGGUUCGGCCACGGACCCCCCACAACCAGAAGAUCAAGGAAAACAUUUGUUAAGGAAAUCUCCAAGAUUGCAAACAGAGGGAAAGACAACUCAGGAAGAGCAAGCUGACGAUGUUGAAGGCACCCCCACCUCGCGGAAGUACCAGGGGGCUCUGCGGGAGCGAGACGUGGACGGUGCUUUGCGACGCAGCUCCAGGAUCACUAGAGUUAAGCUCAGUGCCAGAAACCAGUCCGUCCUCUACGACAGACUCAUCACCAACACUGCUGAAGCGGUCCUCCAGAAGAUGGAUGACAUGCAGAAGAUGCGGCGCAGGCUGAGGAGCAGAGACGGAAAAGAUGAGGGUCUGAGACUCUACCAGGGAGCCAAGAGGAAAAGAAGAACUGAUGAAAGUGAAGAUAACCAAGAGAAUGCCGAAGGAGAUUUCAGUGAGGUCGAGGGAGAUGACGAGGAGGAGGAUGGGGACGAUGAUGAUGAGGUAAAACAAGUGGCGGAAGAGAGAAAAUCCGGAGCUGAUGAAGGAGAUGGUGAUGAUGACGACGAAGAUGAAGUAGAAGGAGAGGAGGAGGAGGAAGACGAUGAAGACGAGGACGAGGAUGAGGAGGAAGACAACCAGAAGCGCUACGAUCUCAGGCAGAGGAAAGCUACUGUCCGCUACCAGCCACCAAUGGAGGAGCCAAAGAAGCGGAGCAUCUUCUUCAAGCGCCACUCGUCUCCGUCCAGACGGAGGUACAGCUUCCCCUCGUCGGGGCCCAGAAGCCCGUACAACAGCAGGCAUGGCAGCAAGACUCAGGCUCAUGGACGAAGACAUGCCAUCCACAGCAGUGACUCUACCUCCUCUUCCGCAUCCUCAGACGAUGAGCAGUUUGAGCGACGCAGGAGUAAGAACCGCAACAGGUCCAUAAACAGAUGCCUCCCGCUGAACCUCCGUAAGGACGAUCUCCUGGGAGUCCAGAAGGACCGGAUGAAGAUCGGAGCCAGCCUGGCUGAUGUGGACCCUAUGCAGAUAGACCAGACAGUGCGUUUUGACAGCAUUGGGGGUCUGACCAGACACAUCGCUGCCCUGAAGGAGAUGGUGGUCUUUCCUCUGUUAUACCCAGAGGUGUUUGAGAGAUUCAAAAUCCAGCCUCCAAGAGGCUGCUUAUUUUACGGACCCCCUGGCACUGGGAAGACCCUGGUGGCGCGAGCCCUUGCCAACGAGUGCAGCCAGGGCGACAAGAAGGUGUCCUUCUUCAUGAGGAAGGGGGCCGACUGCCUCAGCAAGUGGGUGGGCGAGUCCGAGAGGCAGCUGAGACUACUCUUCGACCAGGCUUAUCAGAUGCGUCCAGCAAUCAUUUUCUUUGAUGAGAUCGAUGGCUUGGCGCCCGUGCGGUCCAGCAGACAGGACCAGAUCCACAGCUCCAUCGUGUCCACGCUGCUGGCCCUGAUGGACGGACUGGACCACCGCGGGGAGGUGGUAGUGAUCGGGGCCACCAACCGCCUGGACUCCAUCGACCCGGCGCUCAGACGCCCAGGACGCUUCGACAGGGAGUUCCUCUUCGGCUUACCUGACAGAGACGCCCGUAAAGACAUUCUGAAGAUCCACACCCGCCAGUGGAACCCUCAGCCGUCGGAGGCCUUCCUGGAGGAGCUGGCAGACAAAUGUGUUGGUUACUGCGGGGCCGACAUCAAGGCGGUGUGUGCGGAGGCAGCUCUGUGUGCGCUGCGACGCCGCUACCCUCAGAUCUACGCCUCGUCGCAGAAGCUGCAGCUGGACGUGGCCUCCAUCAGCGUGGGCGCGCGGGACUUCGUGUCGGCCAUGCGUAAGAUGGUGCCGGCCUCCCAGCGGGCCGUGGCGUCGCCGGCCAAAGCGCUGGCGCACAUCGUGCAGCCGCUGCUGGCCGCGUCGCUCGACGGCAUCCUGGGGGUGGUCCAGAAGGUGUUCCCCCACGCCGAGCUGGGCUUGAGGAAGAACCGAGACCGAGGAGAUCUGGCCAGUGGUAUGCUGGAUGAGGAGCUGCUGUACAGCGACGACGAGGGUCCACCAAUGAGCAUCACAAACGGCCCGAAGCAAGCCACCGCAGCUAGGAGUUUCCUAAGUCUUACUAGGAGUGUCCUCAAUCAGCCCACCUCCUACCGGCCGCGGCUGCUGCUGAGCGGGAGGUCGGGCUCAGGACAGAGCUCCCACCUGGCCCCGGCUCUGCUCCACACCCUGGAGAAGUUCACCGUCUACACCCUGGAUCUGGCCGUGCUGUUCGGGGUCAGCAGCACCACCCCAGAGGAGGCCUGUGCUCAGCUGUUCUGUGAGGCGAAGAGAACCGCUCCCAGCAUCCUCUACAUCCCCCACAUCCAGCGCUGGUGGGACACGGUGGGCCCCGCUUUAAAGGCCACCUUCCUCAGCCUGCUCAGCGACAUCCCUCCCUUCUCCCCGAUCAUGCUGCUGGCCACCUGCAACUUCCAGUACAAAGGCCUCUUGCCCGAGGUGCAGGACCUGUUCCGUAUGGAGUACGGGGAGGUGUUUGAAGUUCCACUGCCCACUCGGCAGGAAAGGACCAGGUUUUUUGAGGAUCUCAUCCUGAACCAGGCAGCCAAAGCACCAGCCUCUAAGAGGAAAGCAGUGAUGCAGGUGCUGGAGGUGUUGCCCGUGGCUCCCCCGCCUCCGCCCCGACUGCUCACGGAACAGGAGCAGCAGCUGCUGGAGGAACAGGAAGAGGACACCCUACGAGAGCUCCGCCUCUUCCUGCGAGACGUCACCAAUCGCCUUGCUCAGGACAAACGCUUCAAACUCUUCACGAGGCCUGUAGACCCUGAGGAGGUUCCAGACUACGCCGUAGUCAUUCGGCAGCCCAUGGAUCUGUCUACGCUUCUCUCCAACAUCGACUCGCACAAAUAUCUGACCGUGGAGGACUUCCUCCGUGAAGUGGAUCUGAUUUGGAAAAAUGCCUUAGAAUACAACCCAGACAAAGAUCCCUCAGAUCGUCUGAUCCGCCAUCGCGCCUGUGCCCUGAAGGAUGCGGUGCACGCCAUCAUCAAGGACCAACUGGAUGAAGACUUUGAGAAGAUCUGUCAAGAAAUCAAGCAGUCGCGACACAAAAGAGGUUGUACCAAAUCCAGGUUCGCUCCUUCAUACUACCAGGUGCAGCCCAAACCUCCAGUGAUGUUGGAAACCACUGGUGACCUCGCCCCUCCCAAAGACAUCAUCUCAGCCAUGCCUUCUGCAGCAUCCACCCCACGCUCAGCACCAGCCUCCAAGAAGAGGCGACGGAAGAGUCGCUGGUCCAACGGCGUCAUCACCAAGAAGAAGUCCGCCUCUCACUCUCGAGACGACGCGGAGUCUAUGGAUGACGAGGAUGAGGAAGAGGAAGGAGAGUGCGAAGAGGAAGACGAGGAGAAGGCCGAGGCCGUGGACGCUAAUGACAAACAGGAGGAGGAAACGCUAAAGAAAUUCCGCCUCUUCCUGUGCGAUGUCACCAACCGUUUGGCCCAAGACAAACGAUUCCAAGCCUUCACCGAGCCGGUUGAUCCAGAGGAGGUUCCAGACUACACCACAGUCAUUAAGCAGCCCAUGGAUCUGUCUACGCUUCUCUCCAACAUCGACUUGCACAAAUAUGUGACCGUGAAGGACUUCCUCCAUGAUGUGGAUCUGAUUUGGAUGAAUGCCCUUGAGUAUAACCCUGAGCUAGACCCUGAAGGUCGACUAAUCAGAAAGCAGGCUUUGGCCCUUAAGACCAUGGUGCACGACAUCAUCGCUGCUGAGACGGAGGAGGGCCUGGAGGAGUCUUGCCAAAAGAUCAAGGAAUCUCGUAGUAGGAGGGCUAACGACUCAAAAGGCAAUGAACCCUCUGGCAAAGAGGCAUCAGUGACAACUACGCCACAACGACCGGCAGCUCAGAAGAAAAGGAGGAGGAGAGGCAGGUGGAGCAGUGGCAUCCUCACCAAGAAGAAGUCCUACUCUCUGUCCCGAGACAACUCCACCGCUGCCGAAUCUGUGGAUGAGGAUGAGGACGAGGAAGAGGACAAAGAUGGAGAGGAAGAGCCUGAGAAGGCUCCAUCGACAGAGCUUGUGAACGGUGUGGAGGCUGCUGCCAUGGAGACGGAGGAGGCGGUAGCUGUGGAGACGGAAGCGGGUGCAGUGAUGGAGACCGAGGAUGCUGGCCCCUGUGCAGUGGAGGGAGAUGCCAAUCCUCCAUCCCCAUUGGCUGGUGCCCUGAUGAAUGGCCACACCCCUACUGAAGGCGGAGACCAGUCAGAGGAGCAGGCUGCGUCUGAGCCUGAGAAGAUGGCCGUUGAAGUCGUGGAGAUUGAGGCCGCUGAGACGGAGAAGUCUGAGGCUGUGGGGGAGGGGCCUGGAACGGCCAAACCUGAGGUGGAAGAAGACACAGAAAAAGAGAUUGGAACGAGGAGGAUGACCAGGGCCCUGAAGAACCAGGUGCAGCAGCAGCAGGUCAUCAGCCUGGAUGCAGCCAUGGAGAUCCUGGGGCAGAAGACCCCGCCCCUGCUGGUGGAUCACAACAAGCUCCAGGAUCUCCUGCAUAAAGUGGUUGCUAAGACGGAGGGCUAUGAGGUGGAUCGCAUGGAGAAGCUUUACGCCCUUCUCUGCCAGAGUGUGUACCGGCACAGGAGGGAGUAUGACAAGACCACACUUCUACAGGAAAUGGAGAAUGAAAUUGAGGACUUUGAAUAAAUCUGUAGCAUUUCGACUUUGUGGAUAAUACCUUUUACUAUAUUAUAUUUUGCUAAUUAUUUUGGUAGUGUUUGUUGGUGUAUAUAUGUCUCUUUGUCUUAUUAAAGCUUUUUUGACUAUUUUA